Messenger RNA from Akanthomyces muscarius, 1779 nucleotides. RefSeq lists its product as uncharacterized. NCBI's taxonomy places the organism in Eukaryota, Fungi, Ascomycota, Sordariomycetes, Hypocreales, Cordycipitaceae. The transcript has 6 exons. Bases 1 to 1779 code for a protein of 592 amino acids. The record is from RefSeq and is a predicted model, not a curated record.
AUGGGCCCUCCCAAUCUCCCGCCUUUUCGGCUCGACUGUAUGGGCGACUUUGGCGACGACGACCAGCGCCCAGUUAAGCGCAUCAGGCUUGAUCAAGUCAACGUUGGCCAGUAUGGCGCCCCUCCUGAAGGCCACGAACAUGAGUUUCCCGAGGGUUGGAGUGCAUCGCAAUCCUUCUAUUCAGAUUGGAUAUUUCCUUCCGCUACUAGCCCUUUGCCAAUGUCUAUCUUUGGGUCGGGAGCGGGAAUGGGGCUCAACUCCAGUGCGCCUAUUAACUCUCCCAUGACUGCACACAUGAUAUCUCCUGUUGAUGGCUCCAUGGCCCAGGUCCCUCGGGACAUGCAUUUCCAUACCGCGCCAAAUCUAACUGGCAUUUCUGCCACAUUUCCUGCGUCCCAGCAACAUGCCAUUGAUACCAAUGAGGCCCCGCAACUCCUCCCGUUCCAAUUUGGACUUAAUAUUGCGAUGGAUGCUAUAGGCAGACAGCUAUUCGCUUUUUACAUACAUAACUGGUGUCCUGGGCGAACUGUGUUAACUAAGACUAAUGUAUGGUUAACUGGCUUCGCUAGCAUACAAUAUAGUCCCGGUGUUCUAGCAGCUAUACAGUCCCUCGCUGGUAUAUAUAUUUAUGACUAUCUGCCAAGCAACAGUCUACAGCGUCAAGUCAAUAAAAAGUUUGCUAUCGCCGAAGCCCGGCUCAGCGAGCUACUCCAGGAUACACGCAGUCUGGACGACAACGAGUCAAGCGAGCUGGUCAUGCUGGCGUUAUUACUUUCUAUGCAAGAUGUGGUUCUCACGGAACGGAGGCUCCAAAAGCCCUACCACCCUCGCUGGUUAGUAGGAUUUACACAGGCAGAGCAUGUGUUACAGUUCACAGAUCCAGGCUCUCGCUUUUAUAAAGAGCAGAAUGUCCAGGUCUCUUCCCUACGCCUAUCGCAAUCAGUUAUUGUUGGUAGAGCUGUCAUUUUAGCACAGCUAAUGAUGCCUCUCCCGCCUAUUGACACUUUUGAUCCUAUUGCUGAAACUAAAUGUUUCGGAUUUCUCUUAUAUGGAUCUGAAGCUGAUAUGUACGAAAUUCACGGUGGAUGUGGUUUCUCGAAACGCGUUCUACACAUCUUUAGCCAGGUAGCCUACUGCUCACUUCGCAUACUACAAGACGCUGAAACGCCUAUUGUGCCUAUAACUGCGCAGAUGCUCUACGAACAGCUUUUACAGUUGCAUCAAUGGAGUGGAGAGUAUGAUAGCUGGGAGGCUGCUAAAAGUAGACCUCAACCGAUUGAAUGGAUUCGUCAGACGGACGAGAACUACGUUAUUCAAGAAGCGAAAGAGAUGACCGAGGUGACAGCAGAGGCGUGGAGAAUAGCUGGAAUAGUCUAUUUACAGUGCCGACUAUUCAGACUCCCAAGAAACCACUAUAUGGUGGUUAACAAUAUAGCCGACUUGGCUAAGUGUAUUUCUAUUACGCCAGCGUCAGGCCCUAUAUUCACGGCUCAAGCUCCGUUGCUACCGGCCUUCUUCCUCGGGCUAUUAGCUACUAUGGAGGAGCAUAUUCAAGUCGCAGAGAUUUGGUUUCAGCAGGUUAUCAAGACCCCUGUCCGCAGUACCGUGCCGCCCCUUUAUCGAACUCUGGAACGUAUUCAGAGCUGGUUGUUCCACGAAGUCCCAGUGCCUGCGAUAAACAUGGAACUGCCCCAUGCCAUUGCCGAGAGGCAACCCUGGUGGGAGCGCAUGGUGUCCAAGGUUCAAAAAAAAGAGAACGAAGUCCUCUGCCUGACAUGA